Messenger RNA from Pristis pectinata (smalltooth sawfish), 6151 nucleotides. It is a transcript of the gene bcl2l12, whose product is annotated as BCL2 like 12. Gene Ontology annotation, biological process: regulation of apoptotic process. The record is from RefSeq and is a predicted model, not a curated record. The transcript is spliced from 8 exons. NCBI's taxonomy places the organism in Eukaryota, Metazoa, Chordata, Chondrichthyes, Rhinopristiformes, Pristidae. The coding region runs from base 1 to 1374 and encodes 457 amino acids.
AUGGAAACACGGUUAACACAUCCCAGCAGCCAAGCUCCCGCAACCGGUCGGGAAGUUUGCGGCGAGUUUCAGGCGCCGGCGGAGACUCCGCUCCGCACACACCGGGCACUCGGAAUGGCAGAGAGCAAGCGAAACCCAGAGGAGAGGUACAGCCUUACAGUCCUGAAGAAUGAGACCAAGCUCGUCAUGGAGGCCUUCCUGAGGAGGGCGCAGAAUGAGGGCAACUCUGUCGGCCAUGUUGGGCGCUACUACCAUGACGCAAGGAAGUUCAAAGCCAAGACCCCUGAUGGCCAGGAUUCCAUCUCCAUAAAAUUACACAAGCACAGAAAGUCGUCCCAUAAAGGGAGCUUUGAGAGAGAAGAUGAAAAAAGGAGAAGUCUGAUACAUUGCCAAGGACCUGAGGAAGAUGCAGGUUGGGAUACAACCGAUGAGGAAAUCUGCCAGGCAGAGGAAAAGAAACAUGGCUUCAAAACAGCCAUCAAGAAACUAAUUAAGCGGCAGAGAAAGAAGGUCAGUGAUGCUUCUGACAAAAAAUCUAUAGACUUCAUUGAAGAUAAUGGGCUUGUGAAGGAGGGUACUAAGCCUGAAUCCAAGGCCAAUUCCUUAAAGAGGCGGAAAAGCACCAAACCCUUGGUGGACAAUGUUAAUGCAAUGGCUUCAAUGGAAGGUGUCUCCAGGGUAGAGAAUGCCAUAGAGGAGAGCAGCAAACAUAAGAAGUCAGGACACCGGAAGUUUUUGGAAUUUUUUCGGAAAGGGCCCAAGAAAAGUGACAAUGCCCACCCAGAAAAAGACCAAAUGUCUCCAGUGACAUCGCCACGGCCCACAACACUCGCCCUGAACCUCCCCCCUACAGAGCAUGAAACUUCAGAAUUCUACUCGGAAGUGGCAAAAAAGUUGGAGAAAUUGGCACAAGAGUGCUGCGCCCAGACUGGGAGCAAUCAGCCAAGUCCAAGCAUUGAGGCUCAUCCACCAGAGAAAGUGAACAACAACGACCCACAGACUAACAACGAGAAUGCAAUUGAGAGAAUCGUACUGAUACUGCAGGAUCAAGGAGACAAAAUCAAUGAAAAGAUGAAGGACAACCCCAUUCUGCAACGUCCGAUGUCCUAUCAUUGCUUUACUCAGUUGGUCGAAGCCUUUACAGCCAACGUUGAAGGACAGAUCAAGGAUCCUGCCACCAGCCCUGAGCUGACGAAGAUCGCGCUGACCAUGGAACUUACUCGGAGGGUGGCUGGCAUUAGCAGUCACCCAGUACAGCAGCUGAUGGGCUACACCAUGCAGUACAUGGACAUGUUUGUCCCCUGGCUGCAGGAGCAAGGCGGAUGGGAGAAGGUGCUGCCCUUGGAUGAUGUCUCUGAACACCAAAUAGACUGACUUCAGCCAAACCCAGGGAAUUAAGAUGAAACUCGGGAGAGUUUGCCCUUGGCUAUUUGAACAAAGAAAUCAACCUACCUUUUAGAGCUGGAAAAUGUUCAAAAAGGUUUCAGCCAUCAAACACACGAGCGGGUUAAAGCAAUAUGAUGGGUCAGUGACUCCAAUCAAGUGAGAUGGGGAAUCCAACUUCAUGUGGGGUUGUCUACAGAGAUAUCUGAUGAAACGUGUUGACUGAUCCUACGAUGACAAUGGCUAGGUUAUUGUCAUAAGCUGUGGUAGAGUCUAUGCUAUCUGAGUGUGCCCUUUUUUAUGCACUAUUUUCUUUUUUAUCCUUCUCUGAGUAAAUCUAGUGAAGGAAGUUGCCAUCCUACUAAUAUAUAGUAAAAUUCCAGCAAUCCGUUCUCCAAUCAUUGAGAAAUCCCAAAGUUUUGGCAUCUGGUUCCCAUCAAACUCAUCAUUGGAAAAUUUAUUAUUCUAUACAUAUAACAGCUUUUUCUUUCAAAAAGGGAGAACUAAAGGAGUGUUGUAGUAUUAAUUGGAAUAACAUCCAGCGGUCUGGAAAAUCAGCUAGUUCGGCACCACCAACGUCCCAAUCAUACUGGAUUAAUGGAAUUUUACCGUAUAACCUAAUUUCUGGAUGUAAAAGCCAUAUAGAAUCCUAAAUCGUGCCUUAGAGACUAUCGUAAUAAUACAAGGAAAAUGGAUUGGGUUGAAAGUAUGGCAUUCGUUAGGGAGGAGGGGUGAGAGAAAAAUAUGCCUGACAAACCUUACCCAGAAAUCUACCUCGUUCUCUCCUACAGAUUUAAUGACUGGUGCAUUAAUAGUUGAAAUGUAAAGCAUUUGCAAUUUUUAGUUUUAGUCUUUUGAUUUGACUAAGUAGCUUGUAGUAUGUAGCUGUACAUAAUGGAGUUUGGUUAAUGUUGAUUGUCCACAACUUGAGUGGACAUCAAUGAGUAAAUCAAACUGAUAAAGUUCAGGAAGAUGUAGGUAGCAUUAACAUUUGUUUUUAAAGGGUGCCAGAUGAGUUUUAAAAUGCACUUUCAUAGGUAAAUGGGGACUUGUCCUAAUGGUGCUAUUUGGUGGCAUGACACAUAGUUGAUAAUAACAGCAAUCAAGUCAAUAAUGGGUCCUCGACAUUCAACUGUCAGGGAUAAGAGUCAAGUGAAACUAGUGCCUUAUCUGUGCGUACUACCUUCUGUGGGCAUUUAAGGAUUGGUACUGUAUGACUGUGGACAAAAAAGGAGUAGAGGGAGCAUCGUCCAAUAUAGUGCAGAAUAGCAUCUGAAAGUAUCGGAGAAUUUGCACUGUAACUGAGCAUCUCAUUCGUUCUGAAGUGAGUGUGUAUCAUCAGAAUGAGAUGAAUGUGUUCUUCCAUUCUAGCUGUGCUCUUCCCCUCUCCUCCUGUGUCUAAAUGUGGAAUCAUUUGCUACAUUUGUUGAAGGCAAUUAUGUUCCCAAUGGGGAAGCAUUUGUGUUUCUUGUGUUUUGUGUUUCUUGUCCUUUUGAACAAACUGUAGGUCCCAUAUUGGGAGAUGGCUACCUAAACUGUAGGUAAGGUUGUAGGUUUACUUGUACAGAGCUAUAGGUUUGCUUGCACAAUUUCUCCUUUGACAUGUGACCAUUCAUAUCAACACUUAACCAUUUAGAGGAAAAGACAGAUGGACCUUUUGGCUGACCACCUUCCAUUAAAUAAACCUCACCUUCCCUUAUCUAAACCUGAUCCAGGAGAUUACCCGACCUUCCUGUAGGUUGUGUGGCAUUGCUCUGGUUGAUCCAAUAUUGUAAGCAGGACCUCGGUAUACAAAGGAUAUUGUUAGUUUUCUGGGCUAUCAGGCAGGUUAAUCUUUGUUUGAUUUUUAGUGUACUUGAAGCAAACUGAGUUCCAGCCCAUCGUCAAGUUGCAGGGAGUUGACCUAUGGUGCAAGGGAAAGGGGUGGUCGUGCAAUGUGUAUGGAAGUACUUUGGGCCUCACCCUGUGUUUAUUUUGUUCUUUGUCCCAGCUACUGCAUAGUCUGGAACUUGGAGUGGGGCACUCAGUACAAAAUUGUGUCCAUAAAUGUAUCUCCCCAGAAUGACUCCAGGAAAGUUCUUUUUCAAUCCCCUGGUGUCAUGAAACUGACAAAGCCCUUGGUCUACAUAAGUUGGCUAGCUUCAACUGGAGGUAGAUUGAGAGGUGACUAUAAUUGACCUCCAGGGCCACUGACUAGAGACUCGUGUACGUGAUGUCAUUGGGUGAGGGGAGAAUUGAGACCUGCAGUGAAACCUGUGCCAAUCAAACAGCCUGUUGAUACUUAGUAUGCAGGGCUGAGAAAUAGGUAGAUUCUUAGAAUGUGGAUCCAUAGUGCCAUAUAUGACUUCAUGCACAUCGGAAAAUAAAAUGAUUUUAAAACUGUUAAGUUGAGGACAAUCUUUUACAGACUCCUCAAUUGUUGACCAUUACCAUAAAAUUAAAUGUACAAGUUGUUCUAUUUUAUAAAGCUGCAAAUCAGAAAAUAUUGUACAUGGUUCCUCCACGUUAACUGAACGGCUAUGAACUCUGCAGAGUGAUAUGUUCUGUGUACUUGACUCUGGUAAGCAGAUCUACGUGGAAAAAAUAUUUGAAUGUCUUUUAUGUAAAUUGUAAAAUUAUUUUUUUUAAAGAUUUUGUAGUUUUAUUAAGUAUUGGGUAUUAAGCUGUGAGGCUAUGGUUGCUCUGGAUUCUCUGUGAUAUGCACACCAACUUUUGUGGGCAUUUGUGUUUUAGAAUGUUUACAGGAGAGAGAGUUCAUGAAUAAUCAAAGCAUCAUACUUUAUUAUACAAAUAACUCAAUAGGCUUUGCAUCAGUUGAAUGUGAUGAAGUCUGUCUGGUCAAUUUUUUUUAUUUAAACAUUCUUAGCUCUUUGGCCUAAACAAUAUUUCAGUAGCCUAAAACUACAUUGUGGACCCAGAUCUGGGGGACUAUUGGGGUUUUGCACUCAAUCUGGUUUCAAUCAGUUAUAAAUGGAUUAAGGCCAAAGCAUGAGACUAACUCUAACGUUGGUAGAAUUGGCAGGAGGGUGAUUGAAUGGAGGAAUGGGUGGUUGACCCUUGUGAGAUAUCUCAUUUCCUGCCAACACAUGCCCAUCUUAACCCUUCAUUUUUGGUUGAGGAUGUCAAGGAAUGUGGAUCUAAUACAAGGGAGUUACAGAUCAGCCAUGAUCUAAUUGAAUGGCAGAACAGUUUCAGAGGACUGAAGGGCCUCCUCCAAAGAAUGGCUGUUGUGCCAAAGAUCUGCCUUUGCCCAUGGAACCCAACGCCCAGCAGGGAUUGUCCCUCUGGCGAUUAAGGGAAUAAGACAAAGUGAAAACAUGGAGACACAAGAGACUUCAGAUGCUGUACUCUGGAGUAAAAAAACAAACUGCUGGAAGAACUUAACAGGUCAGGCAGCAUUUGUGGAGGGAAAGGGAUGGUUGAUGUUUUGAAUCGAGACCCUGCAUCAGGACUGAAUGUGUAGGAGGAGAUAGCCGGUAUAAAAAGGUGAGGGUGAGACAGGUUGGUAGGUGAUAGGUGGAACAGAUGAGAUGGCGGGGGGGAAAUGAUGGGCGGAUGGAGCCAGGUCACCAUAACACAUCUUACCCUCUUUUCUCCCCCUGCCCCUUCUGAUUUCUCCAUGACUCCCUGGUUCACUCAUCCUUCCCCACCACCCCUGUGUGUCCCCUGGCGCUUUCCCCUGUAACCAUUAGGAGGUGCAACAUUUGUUUCCUACACCUCUUCUCUCACCGCCAUUCAGGAACCUAAACUGCCCUUCCAAGUCAGGCAAAGAUUCGCAUGCACCUCCUCCAACCUUGUCUCCUGCCUUUGGUGCUCUCGAUGUGGACUCCUCUACAUCGGCGAGCGUUUUGUGGAGGUCCACGAUAGCCAUCCUACUGUCGACAGCAUGCCAUUUGAACUCCCCUCCCGAUUCCCACACCAACCUGUCAGUCCUCGGCCUUCUCCACUGCCAGGGUGAGGCCAAACACAAACUAGGCGAACAGCCCCUUGUAUUCUGCCUGUGUGGUCUACAACCCAAUGGUAUGAAGAUUGAAAUUUCCAAUUUAAGGUAACCCUCAGCCCCUUUGUUCCUUUCUCUCUCCUCCUCAUGCACUCAUCCUCCCUCCUACUUUUUCCAACCCUGCCCUUGUCCACCCCCCCAUUACCCAGUUUCAUUGCCCAUCCCCACCUGGUUCUUUCUGCCCAUCACCCUCACAUUUAACCUACAGACCGUCCUAUCCUCUUCCCCCACCAAGUUCCAUCUGCCUAUCACCCCUCCCUUUGUCUGGUUCCAUUUAUCACCUUCCUUACUUACCAGAUUCCAGCACCUACAUUCCUACUGGCUCCAUCUGCUCACGAUCCCCCUCCUCAACUGGUUCCAGCUACCACCUGAUAAUCACCUAUUUACCUUCCUCGAUGCCUUUGUUUCUCCUUCUCCACCUAUCUCCUGCCUCACCCACCCCCCACCUCACCUUUUAUACGAGCCAUCUCCCUUCUACACCCUCAGUCCUGAUGCGGGGUCUUGACCCAAAACAUCAACCAUCCCUCUGCCUCCAUGGAUACUGUCUGACCUGAAUUCCUCCAGCAGUUUGGGUUGUUUUUGUUUUACUUAAAUGCAAUGAAACCGUGGGCAAGGCUAGAUGCGAAUACUGUGAGCUUGUGUAACUGCCUGUCUGUCCUACCCAGGAACUAAACUGUGUCUAUGAAUCACUGAAACAUUUAAAGAUUUUUAAAAGUUUUGCUGGGGGAUGGAGAUUUUAUAUGAAUUAUUUGAUGCUUUAAUUGGUAA